Molecule: messenger RNA, 2664 nt
Organism: Aspergillus niger
Lineage: Eukaryota; Fungi; Ascomycota; Eurotiomycetes; Eurotiales; Aspergillaceae
Exons: 4
Coding region: 1-2664 (887 amino acids)
Molecular function (GO): protein binding
Source: RefSeq, a predicted model, not a curated record
AUGGAGCGGGGUUACGCGCCGAGAAAUGAAAAUAUGCACUUUGGCACCCAAUCCGGGCCCAGUGCCUGCAAAUCCAAAAAGGGAGUGCCUUGCUUGCUCGGUCUUCCAAGUGAAAUACUUGCUACUAUCUUUGAAUAUUCUGGUGAAAAGGGCCUCUGCAGCCUGGCUGGGGUGUGCCAGCAGUUCCACGGCAUGGCCGUGGCGCUGCUGUACCGCAACCUCCACCAUUCAAUUCAUGCAGACGAUCCCGUCUACACUCAGGACUCCCUGGAUCGAUUCACGGCCAUGGUGGAAGCAGUGAGUACCAGCAACCUUCAGUACGCGUCGUGUGUCAGGGACAUUGAAGUGAGGCAUAUUGCGCCCUACGAAUCAGAUAACAGACAGGGAAUUGUGGUUAAAAGGCCAAGUCAGAGUUACGAGGCAGGCCGAUACCUCAGUAGUCUUCUUGUCAUUUCUCUGCGGAAGACGACUGGUUUAACUAGCUUUAGUUGGGAUAUUCGCCUGGAACUUACACCCUCUGUGUACCAAGCGCUCAGUAGAGUUCCUGACAUUCGCGACGUCCAUAUCCGUCUCCCAGCACGCACGACUCCAGGGCCCACUGAUGCUACACUUGGACAGAUGCUCCAGACUCCACAUUUCCACUUCAACCAAGAUAAUCCGCCGCCCAGGGAAAUCCGGCCCAGCUGCACUGGUGCCGAAGCUCAGUUGCUGAAGGAUCUCGACAAACUUCAGCAUGUGCCAACUCUUUCCCUCCUUUCGGGACUCAAGAAUCUCUCGGUGUUGGAUAUUGAGGAUCUGAAACUGGUGUUGCAACUCCCGCAGUGUAUCUCGCAGUGCUCGUCAACGUUGAAGUCGCUCAAGUUGUCGUUCUCCGACGAGCUUGCAAAGUCGGCGCGGAAGAAAACAGCUUCCAAUUCGGCGCCAGAUGCGACGAUGACAUUCGGGGAUGUGCUCAUUUUAGCCGCACCGCAGUGGGAAGACGACCUCCUUUUGGCUCCGCAGGCCACUCCAGUCGAUCCUGCUCUGCCCUCAGAUCCCGUGGUCCGAAGGGAACGCUCCAUUCAGGAGUCAAUUCUGGCGUACAUCUUCAAGGUGGAAGAUGGCGACCAUCGCAACAAGUAUCUGGAGGAAGCCCUGCUGGAAGGCAAUGCCCGCAAAUCGCAGAUGGGGGACAAUGUCGUUUCGGAAGAGACAAGGGACCGAAAGUUUCUGAAGUCUGUACGCUCAAUGGUCCGUGUGCUGCCAAAGAUGAUGGUGCUUAACUCGGAGAAUCCAGCCAUCAUCAACGUACUGCACAGGCUCGACCAAGCUGCAACUCAGUACUUGGGCCGCAACCCCAAGCAGCCGAGCGAGAGCAUUGUCAAAGCGAGUGCCAGCAAUUCUGCCCCAACCAGUGCUCCCAAGCCCUCUCCGUUGAACAGCGGCAAGACCGAAUUCUCAGUGAGCAAGAAGAAGGAGAAGUGUCCGACCGACGUAAUCGACAUGGAGUAUCCCGACAUAGUCGAAGAGGAAGGAGACGAUCAGGUGUUCAUCGAUGAGACACAUCGGUCAGUUACAGAGGGUAGUGUCCGGGCUUUUGCGCGCCAGCCAGUGCGGGCAGCAAGGCCCAGUUCAUCUGCCGACAAAGGAAAGGGAAAACAGCCGGUCAGAACCCCUCCGGUCGAAAUGCGCACAGCAGAAGAGGCGCGAGAGUGCUAUGUCCGCAACACCCAUGGCAUCCCACUGGAAAGCCUUUCUAUCCAUCUCAUUCCAGUGACCGCCGGUGUGCUUAGCAAGGCUGUUGACCUGACCUCUCUCCACCACCUGUCGCUACUCAACGUUGGUCCGCAAAGCACGCUCUGGUCUUUCCUCAAGCGACUCAACCAGAUUUAUCCUCUCCCACUGACAUCCAUCCACACGGACAAUGUCACGCCCGCGUUCUGCAGCUUCAUCAACAGCAUGGACAAGAUCACCGAGCUGUUCCUGUUCGAGCGCUUCAGUAAAGCCAAGGUGGAGUCACUGGCCGCCAAGACCACCGUGAACGCAGUCACCAUUCGCAAGGAGAUCCUAAACAAGCACAUGGGCAACCUCCAGCGAUUGGUAAUCCGCAACGACGAGAGUGACAGCUGGACUGCCGACCCGGCCACCAUCCUACAGAUCAGCCAGCGGGGAGGCAAGCUAAUCGAGCUCGGAGUUUCUGUGAACAACUGCAGCAUCCACUAUCUCAUCCAACAAAUCGGCAGCUUCCGGUCUCUCAAGGCGCUGCAAGUCUUCUGGUACCGCCAGGACAUGUGCACGACCACGCUGCGCGAGGUCCAGCACAGCCUUAUCGACGGCAUCCUGCACUUUCCACACCUCAACAUCGAAUACGUGGCCAUGUGCCAUUGCAUGCACGGGCCGAUCGCUAACGGCGCGAUUCAGAUCUCCGGUCGCUUCAGACAUCUGACCAAAGCGUGCGCGAUCCUCCGAGAGGCAGCUGCUCAAGACAACCCUCAGUCUUCGUCUUCUUCGCAGCCAGCUUCGGCUACUAACGUCCCGCACGGCAUGAUGUUUCCGGUAGAGAAUAGUGAAGGUGACGCGGUGCCCUUGUUUGGGGUGGAACUGACCACGCGGGCGUUGCUGAGCAUCGAGGACAUCAGCGGGGUGAAGAUGUGGGAGAAGGGAGCGUGGGAGAUGAAGUUGUAG